CCGGACAGCGUGCUGCAAAGCGGGCUGGGUCUGGGCCCGGGGCCCGACACGGCCCUGCGCUCCAUGGUAGACCCGAGAGACUAUGAUCGCCUCCGCUUCUUUCAAAUGAACGCCCAACCCAACACAUUUGAAGAAACUAUACAUAGGUUAAAAGUUCAGGAAGCAAUGAAGAAAAAAGACAAAAUAGCGAGAGAACAGGAAGAGAUUUUAAGGGAUAUUAGACAUGGACUGAUGAACAUGGGACGGGAUGGUGUGCGAGGACCUUUUGGCGACGAUACGUAUAUGUACGACGACGAGGCGAGAGGUCUGUCCGGGCGAGGGCACUGGUAUGACGAGCCGCCGUACGAGAGCGACCCCGAAGAUUUUCUCAUGGGCGGAGGAGCCCCGGCCGCCUCGUUUCAAAAUGGCCGCGUGUGCUUCACUCUCAACCUCCGCAAUGAAUCGAGAGGUGAAGGCGUGAUAUCUCUCAGAACCGCCGGCGACAUAAGCCUAGCGAGAGCCCCUCGACGGGGAUUAAUAAUUCCGCAGAGCGGACCCUACCCGACAACCGUGAUCCCGUUGCGAACAGCAAGGGACCGCGAGAGCGGGGAUUACGCUGCGUCCGAUAUACAGUCUAUAGGCUCGAGGCUGUCUGGAAUAUCGCUGGACUCCACGAGGUCAGAGAGGGAUUCCAGAAGAGGCUACCGGCAAAUGUCAGGAUACCGGAUAGGCGACCCACUAUCGCCCGCUUCUUCGGAUUACGAAGAUCAAGAAAGCGAAACUGAUUCACAACAUAUAGCAACCGUGCACCAGUCGGCUGAAGAGUGCGAAGGGGUUUCCAACCUUGCAGGAAAAGUGCGAGGGCUUAGGCAAGAUGUACAAAGAAAAAUUUCAAGAUUACGACAAGAGACCGGACCGGAAGGCACCGACCGGCGGACGAGCGCCGACCAAGCGUUCCCUUGUUCUAAUAGUUCGUUCGAAAGUCUUCCCAGCGGAUCAGGCAGUAGCACACAAGCAUUGGUUCGAGCCGGUAGUAAUCACUCAUCUCUCUCGGCAGAAGAAAAUAUAGAAUUAAGUCCGGCCGGGCGGAGCUUACUCGCGCCGCAAAUGCUGUGCAGGGCGCGCGCGCUCGUUGAUUUCGUGCCCAAUAUUUACGACAAAGAUGCUUUGAGAUACAAGAAAGGGGACAUCAUCGAGGUAAUCAACAUGAACGCAUCUGGGAUCUGGCGAGGCGUUUUAAAUAACAAAGUUGGAAACUUUAAAUUCGCAAACGUUGAAGUACUAUCCGACAGAGAAACGAUGCGAUCGAGGUCAUCCAAAUGGUGCAAGAGCCGGGAGAGGCUUUGGGAAACGCGACCAAGAACGGUGGAAGAAUUGUUGAGGAGAAUAGAUUUACCGGAGUACACAGUGGCCUUUGCAAGAAAUGGAUACGAAGAUAUAGAACUCUUUAAAGAAAUCGAACCAUCCGAUCUUGACUACUUAGGAAUAAUGACCCCUGAGCACCGCACUCGCAUUCUGGCUGCUGUACAACUGCUGCACCAACUCGAAUGUGGCGAAGGUGACUGUGAAGGAGAAGGCGGUGGCUCCAGUUCCGAAGGUGGCGAUUCACCAUUCGGUCGGCGGCAAUUUCCCCGUGACUCCGGGUGUUAUGAAGCGGGCGUUGGAGUCGGCGGAGUAAGAGUUCGGACGUCUCCUCUCGUCCACAGAUCAGACGAACCGUCGCACCGGCCGCCAGAGCCGGCUCCACAGGCCAAGCGUUCCGUCCGUCGCCGACAGCCCGACGACGCCGAAUGCGACAGAAUCGAGCGUUACCCGGGUACUAAUGCGGAAAGAAUCACGAACAGGAGCGUCGGCUUGCCUGGAGGCGGCCGAGACGAUACAUGUGAAUCAGAUCACAGGCUUAACGUAGUCAAAUUCGUGGCCGGCGGGGAGCCUUGCGCCUCGGAAAAGAGCAGUGAUUCCGGUGUGAGUAGUUCUUCGCUGAGUUCGGCGCAUCCUCAUCGUCCCUGAGCGAGGCCCGCCGCGCCCGCGCUCGCCUAGGCACUGGCGCGGGCGCGAGCGCAGGCCGCGCUGCCGCCCGCACCCCCCGGCCCCGUCGCAGAAGCAGAACCUUCCGAAACGCACAUUGAGUAAGGCCUCGACAGGCUAUCGCGUCACGUCUAAAGUGAAUCAGUAUUUUUGUCGUACAUUCCACCUUAUUCGAAUUUUACGCGCCGGUUACCGUGCUUUAGAUGACGACAAUGAGAAGGGACUAUCGAAUGUGCUUGCUAGGGGGCAGUGGGGGUUACCGUGGACGUUUUAGGUAUUUGAUCUAUCAAUCGGGCCGUUUUCGUAAAGAAAACUAGCCAAAUAGAUAAGUAGAACGGCUGCAAAGAGCUUAGAAGUAUGUAAAACACAGACAGACUUUAAAUCAUGGCAUUUAAAGAUUUAGAGAUGUUUGUUCCGAAAUAAGACUGAUGGUUCUGUCUGGUCAGCUUUAAAUACUUCUUCAAUCUUAUUGUAUAUUACAGGCAUAGCGCCUAUGGUAAUAUUUGGUGUUAUGUUCAAUGUUGGAACUGAAAGCAAUUUCUCUGGCACUAAAUAUUAUUAGUGAUAUAUUAUUAUUUAAACAAUGUUAAAGAAAUAAAUUUCAUGCCUACUUUAUUGAUGGAAUAAAAGGAAAAAUGGGUAACAGACGUGCUUGUAAAGAAUCUAUUUCUUUGAAAUAGAUAUAUUACUUUCUUUCUAGUGAUUAAAUUGAUGAGUUUUAAAGUUACUAGGGGAAAUUACAGUGGCUUAGUCUUUGGAAUCUUGUUAUUGUGAAUCGUAUAGUUAUGAUAUUUGUUUAAUAAUACUGUUUUGAAAUAUCUUGUAUUAAUCUAUCAUUCCUUUACUAAAAUUAAAAGCAUAUCAUAACGAAGCCAAUCUUAUUUUAAGUUGCUUUUAAGCGUUAUUUUCAUAAACUCUGUUCAAAAAUCACAUUAAAAGUUCAUUAUGACAAUACACGACCAUUGAAAAUGGUUUCUUAUAAAAUGCUGUCUCCGCUACAAAAUGUUCUUUUUGAAUAGAGUAAAAUAUAUAUUUCGAUGAAUUAUAAGUUGUAGAAGAGGCAAUAAGCCAGCUAGGACUGGGGCGUUGUAAGCGCAACAUUUCGAUAGCAAUAAUUGUAAAUAAAGUUAGUAGAUAGGCUAAUUAUUGUACGUUGAAACUUUUUGUAAUUUUUUAAGAGAGCUUUAUGCGGGUAUCCGCAUGUACAGUAUAGUUGUAGGUGUCCCGGUGUGAGAUUUUGAAUUUCACCCAAGCUUCCGACUCAUGUUUUUGUCAUUCGUCGUACUUUAUGGCUUUCACACUUGCGACUGGCCCGCGUCGUAAAAUGACAAGUGUAGUUUUACUGCCGGCUGAAAAUCUGACUUAUUUUAGAGAUUCGACAGACGACCUCCAUAAUAGUAAAACUGGAGCUAAACUCUGAUUUGUAUUUCUACUCUGAAAUAUUUUACUUAAACCGACUUAUGUAUGAUGAUCUUAUAUUAAUAACAUUUACCUACUUAUGUUCUUGUCUACAGUUUCAUUUUUAAAUUAUUAACUUUUCGAAAUAGUUUUUGUACAAAGCAAUAUUUAUAUAAAUACAAAAUGAUCUUUUUAACAGAGUAUUAAUGAGUUAACUCGAUAGCUCAUAAGCUUACCCACAUUGUAUUUCUACAAUUACAAAUAACUCAUUGACUGACAUUGUUAAGCUAAAUGUAAAGGACGCCAUUUUUUUUGGAAGAGCAUUAUAAAGCAGUGCAUUAACCUUUCGUAUGCUUAUGCAAAAUAUUGGCUGUUCCAAGUAUGAACUUAUUGGCAUGGUUAAAUUAAAUGUAGGGAUGCACUGAUCAGUACUAAAGCGUACCAAAGGUUAAUAGUCUAGCUACCGAAGAAGCUACGAACUGUUUUAGUUCGUGAUGUAAUUCUUCGCCAGUUCCCUACAUUUUUCGUGUUUAUGCCGGUUCAUUGCAAGACUCGCAGAGGCCUCGUCCGGCCAGUCUCCGUGCAAAGCGACUAAUUAGCGAACACUUGCCUGCCAUCAGUGUUCCCUUUUGUAAAUUUUGUAAAAAUCUCCUUAAAAUGCACUUUUUGACUACAAUUGUGAACUAGUCCGAACUAUUAAGUGUAUAUAGAUAAAUGUUUGUUACUUGUAUAUUAUAGAUAGAAUAUAUUUCUUUGGCAAUUAUUGUAUAUUCAAUAAUUCAUUCUUUAUUGAAACUUAAAUAUUAUAAAGUAAUUUAUUUAUAAUUGAAUUACGUUUCAAAUGCUCAGGUAGAAAAUGUGGAUCCAUUCGUUGGAAACUAGGACUUGUUUUAAGACUUGUGAUUACUGAUAAUUUAAGCUGUACAUUACAUCUUCAUUUCAUUUGUGUUAGCCAUAUACUACUGUAAUAGUACUUUUUUGUAGCCAUAUUUAUAUUUUUUUAAUACAGACCUUAUGAUGUAUGUUUACAAAUCUGUUUACAAACAUGGAUUCUAAAUUAAUAAAUCCAAAAAUGACA
Molecule: messenger RNA, 4483 nt
Organism: Cydia pomonella (codling moth)
Lineage: Eukaryota; Metazoa; Arthropoda; Insecta; Lepidoptera; Tortricidae
Molecular function (GO): protein binding
Source: RefSeq, a predicted model, not a curated record